AUGAAUUCUGAUUCGAGCUCUGUCUCCAGCAGAGCUUCAUCGCCGGACAUGGAUGAGAUGUAUCUGAGGGAACACCACCACCGCCACCACCACCACCAGGAGAGCCGUCUCAACUCGGUCUCCUCCACGCAGGGCGACAUGGUGCCGAAGAUGCCCGGGGAAAGCCUCUCACGGGCCGGCGCCAAGGCCACGGGCGAGAGCAGCAAGUACAAAAUCAAGAAGCAGCUGUCGGAGCAGGACCUGCAGCAGUUACGGCUGAAGAUCAACGGCCGCGAGCGCAAGCGGAUGCACGACCUAAACCUAGCCAUGGACGGGCUGCGCGAGGUCAUGCCCUAUGCGCACGGGCCGUCGGUGCGCAAGCUCUCCAAGAUCGCCACUCUCCUGCUGGCCAGAAACUACAUCCUCAUGCUCACCAGCUCCCUGGAGGAGAUGAAGAGGUUGGUUGGCGAGAUCUACGGGGGCCACCACUCUGCCUUCCACUGCGGGACCGUGGGCCACUCCGCCGGCCACCCAGCACACGCCGCCAACGCCGUGCACCCGGUGCACCCCAUCCUGG
Messenger RNA from Ailuropoda melanoleuca (giant panda), 556 nucleotides. RefSeq names its product oligodendrocyte transcription factor 3 (gene OLIG3). Gene Ontology annotation, cellular component: nucleus. The record is from RefSeq and is a predicted model, not a curated record. Lineage: Eukaryota; Metazoa; Chordata; Mammalia; Carnivora; Ursidae. The annotation marks the transcript as partial. Gene Ontology annotation, biological process: sensory organ development; positive regulation of transcription by RNA polymerase II; axon development. Gene Ontology annotation, molecular function: E-box binding; protein dimerization activity; DNA-binding transcription factor activity, RNA polymerase II-specific. The transcript has a single exon.